This is a messenger RNA of Eucalyptus grandis, 927 nucleotides long. RefSeq names its product zinc finger A20 and AN1 domain-containing stress-associated protein 4-like. NCBI's taxonomy places the organism in Eukaryota, Viridiplantae, Streptophyta, Magnoliopsida, Myrtales, Myrtaceae. The record is from RefSeq and is a predicted model, not a curated record. Gene Ontology annotation, molecular function: DNA binding; zinc ion binding. The coding region runs from base 228 to 770 and encodes 180 amino acids. The transcript has 3 exons.
ACAAAACCCGCCAAGUGAGUUUGAAAGAGAGAGAGAGAAAAGGAGAGAGAGAAGCCAUCGCUCGAUAGUUCGAUCGUCGCUUGAUCAUCUUCUUUGCUUCGCCUGCGGAUUCUUCUCGCUCGCUUUUUCAUCUUGGUUGCAGGUGAUCUGGUUGGAUUUGUCGCUCAAGAUUGGCCGAAACGAAGACGACGAAAUUGGUCUCUCUCUCUUUCUGAGAGUUGGAAGCUAUGGAGUUUCCCAACGGGAUGGGAUGGCAGAGUACAAAAGGCUGUAUCCUUUGCAUCAAUUGCGGCUUCUUCGGAAGUGCAGCCAUGGGAAACAUGUGUUCCAAGUGCCACAAGGACAUGCUGCAGAAGCGAGAACAAGCUGAGCUUGCAGCUUCUUCCUCCACCACCAGCAUUGGUGCAGCAAGCUCUGGUGAGAGCGGGAAGGAGCAUGCAGUUGCUGGUGCAAGGGACGUGCACAGUGGUGCAGUGGAUGUUGAAGCCUCAUCAAUCACUAGUUUACCAGAAUCGACUUCAACUGGGAAUUCAGCUGCAUUGUUAUUCAGAAAUCUCAGAAUGAAUGUGAAGGAAGGGCCUAAUAGGUGCACUGCAUGCCGCAAACGCGUGGGUCUGACCGGGUUCAACUGCAGGUGCGGCAACCUUUUCUGCGCGGCGCAUCGCCACGCUGAUGAGCAUGACUGCUCCAUUGAUUAUUGGACCGCUAACCGGGCUGCUCUAACCAAAAGAAACCCUAUUGUCAAGGCAGAAAAACUCGGUAAGAUAUAGAAUUAAGGAGUCGGAUUGAAGGGUCAGGUUCUAGUCUGAUGCUGGUAUUACUUUUCUGUGAAUAUCGUCACGCUAGCUGUUAGCUCACGUUUUGAAGCAUGAUUUGAGGACAUUUUCUCAUGUAAAAAGCAUAUCACAACAUCACUUUUGGACGAUC